Molecule: messenger RNA, 873 nt
Organism: Bacidia gigantensis
Lineage: Eukaryota; Fungi; Ascomycota; Lecanoromycetes; Lecanorales; Ramalinaceae
Exons: 3
Coding region: 1-873 (290 amino acids)
Biological process (GO): intracellular protein transport; SNARE complex disassembly
Cellular component (GO): SNARE complex; vacuolar membrane
Molecular function (GO): syntaxin binding; soluble NSF attachment protein activity
Source: RefSeq, a predicted model, not a curated record
AUGGCUCAAGAUCCGAACGCUCUGCUAUCUCAGGCCAACAAGGCCAUCUCGAGCGCGGGGUCAGGCUUCAGCUUCUUUGGUGGCAAGACAGAAAAGUUCGAGAAUGCAGUAGACCUCUACACUAAAGCUGCCAACGCGUUCCGAAUACAGCAGAAUGGCAUUGAAGCGGGGCGAGCAUAUGAAAAGGCCGCAUCAAUACAAAGAGACAAGCUUAACGAACCCGACGAUAUGGCCAACACCCUUCAAGAUGCCUACAAAUCCUACCGCAAGACCUCCCCGCAAGAUGCCGCCCGAGUCCUUUCCACAGCCAUAGACCACUAUCUCAGCAAGGGCAACUUCCGAAGAGCCGCCACGCAGAAACAAUAUCUCGCAGAGCUGUACGAGGAGAUACAAGAUAACAAAGAAGCGCGCAAAGCCUAUGAGGAUGCUGCGCGGUGGUACGAAGACGACAAUGCCGGUGCCCUAGCCAACAAAUUAUUCUUGAAAGGCGGUGAUUUGGCAGCUUUAGAUGAAGACUACGGCCCUGCCAUACAGCAUUUUGAGCACGUUGCGAAGCAAGCGGUGGGGAACAAUUUGAUGCGAUUCUCGGUCAAGGAUUAUCUAUUAAGGGCUGGAGUUUGCCAUUUGGCGAGCGAUAUUAUUGGAGCCAAGAGAGCGGUUGAACAAUAUAAGGAGCUAGAUCCUGGAUUCGCGCAGACGAGGGAAUGUCAGCUACUGGUUGACUUGAGUGAGGCUGUGGAGCAUGGGGAAGCAGAGGCGUUUGCGGAGAAGCUAUUUAGAUAUGAUCAGUUGAGUCCGCUGAACCCGUGGUUUACGACGAUGCUCCUGAGGAUCAAGAAUAGCAUUGAGCAGCAAGGAGACGACUUUUCUUAG